Closterium sp. NIES-65 is the source of this 984-nucleotide messenger RNA. NCBI's taxonomy places the organism in Eukaryota, Viridiplantae, Streptophyta, Zygnematophyceae, Desmidiales, Closteriaceae. The record is from the annotation of a GenBank genome assembly.
AUGACGCUCGCAGUCAGACAGAGCACCGCAGCGGCUUCGCUCUCUGCGAGCCUAUGCCACUCGCAAAACGACUGCAUCGCGCGCGCUUCCGUGAAUCCCGCCGCAUCUUGCACGGCAUGGCAGAGGCACAACGGGCUGCGGAUGGUAUCGACGGCUGCGGGCGAACGUGGGGUUGCCUAUAAGCGAUCGAAUCAACGGACGCGAUCGCAUAAGCGCGCGCAGGCGCGAGCGGCGGUGUCGACGGAGUCGGAGCAGGCGGCCUCUGCGGGGACGCCAGUGCGGCCGCUGCGAGUGAUGAUCUCGGGCGCGCCCGCGUCGGGCAAGGGCACGCAGUGCGAACUCAUUGUGGCGAAGUACGGGCUGACGCACAUCAGUGCGGGCGAUCUGCUGCGCGCGGAGGUGGCAGCGGGCACGGAGGGCGGGCGGCAGGCCAAGGCGCACAUGGACGCGGGGCGCCUCGUGCCGGAUGACGUGGUCGUCACGAUAGUGAAGAACCGCCUAGCACGGGAGGACGCGCAGAGCAGGGGGUGGCUGCUGGACGGCUAUCCGCGCAGCCUGUCGCAGGCGCACGCGCUGCUGGCCCUCGACAUCUCGCCCGACGUCUUCAUCCUCCUCGAUGUGCCGCACGAGAUCCUGGUGGAGCGCGUGGUGGGGCGGCGCCUGGAUCCCGCCACCAACCGCAUCUACCACCUCUCCUUCUCGCCGCCCGAAUCCGAGGAGAUCGCCGCCCGCCUCACCCAGCGCAGCGACGACACCGAGGAGAAGGUGGGGGUGGGGGUGGGGGUGGGGGAGGGGAGAGAUGAUGACACUGGGGAAAAGGUGAAGGCGCGGCUGGAGACACACAACGCCAAUGUGGCCAGCGUGCUCGACGUGUACGCCGGCAAGCUCGUGCAGGUGAACGGGCAUCGGGGCAAGGAGGAGGUGUUUGGCGACAUUGACUCCAUCCUCACCCGCCUGCAACAAGGCCAGCUCUCCUUUGACUAG